AUAUAUAUAUAUUGAUUCCAAUAUAUUGUGUCAUUAAUUAUAUGUAACUCCUAAACCGUGACCCUUAGUAUUGGAGAUUAAGAGCAAUAGUAACCGGUAUCAAGGAGAAGAGGAGAAGGGCAGUUGUCGUGUAUCUGGCAGCGUGAGGCGGGUGGAGCCCUGAGGUGGACGCUGAGACACUCAGUCAUUGAACCACCACAGCCUGUGGUACAUGCCAAGUGCAUUUACUCUGGCUCGCCUCGCUUCUACCGAUUGCUGAACUUGCUAAACGAUCCUCAGUUCAUCCACAGUGUGCGGCAAGAAGACGAGAGGCAUAGCGUAUAGACAGUGAUUAAUAUAAUUAUCUGUAGUAAGAAAACACAGAAAAUAUAAAGAUACUCUCCUGCAACAUGUCUAGUUACACGAGGCGACAAUGGAUCACGUUAGUUGUAUUCAGUUUGGCGCAGUUCUGCAACGCCGUGUGUGUGUCACUUCAAGCACCUUUCUAUCCAGCGGAAGCAGAGAAGAAGGGCGCCACCGCUUCCCAGUAUGGUCUAGUUUUUGGUAUUUUUGAACUGACAGUGUUCUUGGUGAGCCCCAUUUAUGAAUUCAUGAGUACAUGGGGUCCCAAGUUUAUCAACAAUGCUGGCAUCUUCACAGUCUCAGUCAUGUGCAUCCUCUUCGGGUUCCUCGACCGUAUGGACACCACCUCCCUCUUCAUCGGCUUCUCAUUCGCCAUCAGGAUUGUGGAGGCGAUGGGCAACGCAGCUUUUGUAACCUCCGCCUUCAGCAUCAUCGCCAAGGAAUUCCCCAAAAAUGUUGGUGCUGCGUUUGCUACUAUGGAGACUUUCUUUGGGUUAGGACUCAUUGUUGGACCUACGGUAGGAGGUGCUCUCUACGAACUGGGCGGCUACACUCUUCCCUUCGUGUCCCUGGGCAGUGUGCUUCUCGGGGCAGCCAUCAUGACCAGCUGCCUCUUGCCCUCCACAGGAGCUGAUGCUACACCUGAAUCUCUGGAUUCUCGAGGACAGUUUUCCUCAGCUCUUCGGAUUCCAUCAAUUAUACUGAUGUGUUUAGCUCUUUUGUCGUCUUCCAUUAGCAUUGGCUUUAUGCAGGCGACACUAGAGCCCCAUCUACGUCCUCUGAAUCUAUCGCCUUUUAAGGUGGGGCUUAUGUUCGUGCUCAGUGGUUCAAUGUACGCAUUGACUGCACCCUGCUGGGGAUCGUUGUGUGAUAAAUUAGUUCCUCCUCGAAUUAUCACCACACUCGGUACUGUUGUGGUGGUAAUUGCUUUUAUUUUUGUGGGACCUAUGCCUUUCCUCCCACUGGAAACAACCCUUCCUCUGUGUAUCGGCUCGCUCAUCGUUCACGGAAUUGGAUUCGGUGCAGUGUUAGUGUCGACCUUCUCUGGUUGUCACCGAGAUGUUAUAGCGAAUGGAUUCCCUGAUGACCUGCACACUUACGGCCUGGUGUCUGGAAUCUGGACGUCGACUUUUGCCCUUGGAUGCUUCAUUGGACCAUCCGUUGGUGGCGUUCUUCUGGAUCUAGUGGGCUUCAAGUGGGCGUCUGUGUUUGUAGCAGGACUGCAUGCAUUGGUGGCAUUAUCUUUAGGAAUUUUUAUAUGUCUUAAGGGAAGUGGAAACGAAAUGGUACGUACAAGUGUGCAUGACAGCCUAUCUCAGACAAAAGAUGAGCUCCACGGACUUCUGUCCCACGUGGAUGGAGAGUGUGACUCCACUUAUGGUAGCGCGGGGUCUUCCCAAGAGAACCUCCCCAGCAUACCUUGAGUGAUUUUUAGUUCCUUGCACUUUACAGUAUCCUGCUUCGCUUUGUCCAUCGUGUUGGCAAACUGACUCGACGCUGGUGCCUUACCAACACUAAAAACUAAUUGACAAGAGCAGGGAAGGAUCUCUCAUGGCACAGUUUUUUGCCCAAGGUCUUCGGCAGUAUCCUGUGUCCUGAUUUUUUAUCUACAUUAUGUCGAGUCGUGUGUGAAGGGAAAGGAAUUAUUGGUUCCCUUUUUGUACAAAUUGACCUGGUAGACUUUCCUUGAUGGAAAUUGUGUAUAUUAUGAUGAACUAUCAUUACAAAAUGACAAAGGCUGUAAAUAUUAGUUUUUAAUAAUAAGGUGAUCUUAAUAGUCUGUGAUAUACCUUUCAUCAUGAUGUAAGAGAGCCUGCCGAUCACCAUAGUGUAUCCGGCUUAUUUUUAAGCAUAUGUAUUUUUAGUGCCAUAAAUUAUCAUUACUUUUUAAAUAUUUUUAUUGUUAAUAAUGACAGCCAUAGUAUUUUUAAUGCAAAUAAAAGUGUAUACUCAG
This is a messenger RNA of Cherax quadricarinatus, 2296 nucleotides long. Its product is annotated as MFS-type transporter SLC18B1-like. The record is from RefSeq and is a predicted model, not a curated record. NCBI's taxonomy places the organism in Eukaryota, Metazoa, Arthropoda, Malacostraca, Decapoda, Parastacidae. Gene Ontology annotation, biological process: transmembrane transport. Gene Ontology annotation, molecular function: transmembrane transporter activity.